Messenger RNA from Didymodactylos carnosus, 948 nucleotides. The record is from the annotation of a GenBank genome assembly. NCBI's taxonomy places the organism in Eukaryota, Metazoa, Rotifera, Eurotatoria, Philodinida, Philodinidae.
AUGACUACUACUGUUCCAAUGCCAACUAAUUUUCGUGAAUUCUAUUCUAUUAUUAAUGAUAACAAGACGCUUCCUAUGUUUGUACGUGAACAAAAACUUGUAUUAGAAAGUGAAGAUCAUCAAUGUCCGAAAUGUGGAUCGGAAAUGAGAGACGGUAAACAUCAAAAGACUUUAAAGGAUGAAAUUAUAUGGUUAUGGUGUUUUAAUAUAACAUCGAAGACAAUACCAUGGACCGUCGGAUGUUCAGAAGCAACUACCGUUGAUUGGUGCAAUUUUUUAAGAGAAGUUUGCACAGAAAAAAUGAACGUGGCUGAACAAAUGGGUGGUAUUGGUGAAGUGGUGCAGAUUGAUGAAUCACUGUUUCGGGGUAAACGUAAGUAUAAUCGUGGAAGGUUACUACUCGGUAAUGUUAAUAAGAAGAAGGACAACAACAACAACACGAGCGGAUUAGUACCAUACGAAUCCAGUAGUAACAGCGAUAGUAGUAGUAGCAGUGAUGACAAUCAGCCCACAAAUAACCGAAACUAUGGCAAACGAAUAGACGGUCCAUGGAUAUUUGGAAUUGCUCAACCAACAGAAAAUGGAUAUGAAGUUCGGUUUUUCCAUGUACAACGUCGUGAUCGUGCAACAUUAGUUCCGAUUAUACUCAAGCAUGUUGUACCUGGAACAACCGUAUGGUCCGAUGAAUGGAGUGCAUAUAAAAACUUACAAAAGCAGUAUGGGUAUGAUCAUCAAACAGUCAACCACAGUCAAAAUUUUGUUGACCCGCACACUGGCUGUCACACACAAUUAAUCGAAUGCUUGUGGGGUCAAGCGAAAACAAAAAUUUUGAGAGCCAUGCGCGGUUCAACGUUACUCGAUAAUCAUUUAAACGAAUUUUGGUAUCGCUCAGUGCACAAGGACAUGUUUUCAUCGAUAUUAGCAGACAUUCGUCGUUUUCGUAUGUAA